Molecule: messenger RNA, 573 nt
Organism: Lotus japonicus
Lineage: Eukaryota; Viridiplantae; Streptophyta; Magnoliopsida; Fabales; Fabaceae
Exons: 1
Coding region: 1-573 (190 amino acids)
Molecular function (GO): RNA-DNA hybrid ribonuclease activity; nucleic acid binding
Source: RefSeq, a predicted model, not a curated record
AUGGAAAUUGAUUCUCUAUGCCAUGUAUGCGAGGUGGAGACAGAGACUUUGUUCCAUGCAUUUUUCGGGUGCUGCCACGUUGUUCCUUUCUGGUUUGCCUCUCCUUUGAGCUUCAGAUUUGAUGCUCUCAAUUCAUACCAGAAUCAAGUCCCUGUUGAGGCUUUGCAAUCCUUGUUCACGGGUCUUGCAGCAGUUUGGGAGAGGAGUAACCAGUGGCUUUUUGACGGGGUGAGAGCUGAGAUUCCAUGGAUACUGCAACGCUGUCAACAGCUGAUAGCUAGCUCCUCCGGCCUUGGUGCGGUCUACUGGUCCAGCUUCGGGAUCUUCCCCUCUAGGGGACAGUUGUGGGUUCCGACGGGUGUUGGGUUGCUUAAGCUGAAUUUUGAUGCAGCUUUUGAUGGUGUUCGUGGCGCUGGUUUUGGGUUCGUUGUAAGAGAUGGAGAGGGUUCUCUAUUGGCAGUGGGUUGUGGACUUGUGUCGUGUGCUUCCUCCUCUCUCAUGGUAGAAACCAUUUGCUUUAGGUGGGCAAUCCAGAAGGCGAUUGAUCUUGGGCUCAAGAGAGUCAUUUUUUGA